Messenger RNA from Temnothorax curvispinosus, 2198 nucleotides. Its product is annotated as probable cytochrome P450 12a5, mitochondrial. Lineage: Eukaryota; Metazoa; Arthropoda; Insecta; Hymenoptera; Formicidae. The coding region runs from base 119 to 1945 and encodes 608 amino acids. The transcript is spliced from 12 exons. Gene Ontology annotation, molecular function: oxidoreductase activity, acting on paired donors, with incorporation or reduction of molecular oxygen; monooxygenase activity; heme binding. The record is from RefSeq and is a predicted model, not a curated record.
AUCGCCAUUACAUGGCAAUAUUUGGCGAUCUUUUUAGACUUUCUAAACAAUAUUUAUUAGCAGGGUGUAAGACUGUGUCUUAAUUAACACUAUAAAAAUAUCAUAAUUUCAAAGCAAAAUGAUACGUUGCUUAAUGCAAUCCAUUCUUGUUGCUCGAGAUCUUUCAUUGCAAACGUACAAAAAAUGUUUAUAUCGCUCAACGAUGAAACUGGCAGAUACGUUAACAAAUACUGAGGAAAGAAAAUGUGUGCCACUCAAUUCAAAUGACGUAAUAGCCGCCUCUAUGACGCAAUCGCAUGUAAUUCCAACGGUAAAUGCAACUGUAACGUCAACACAAACGAUGCCAUUAUUGGAGACGGCAAAAUCUGAGACAGCCAUGGAAAGCUUUAAAAUUCCUACAUCCAAAGUUGUGCCACGUGUUCGUAUAGAAAAAGCACCAUUACCAUUUGAGGAGAUUCCUGGCCCAAUGAUUCUGAAAUUAUGGGAAAAAUAUUGGAGAUACGUGCCACUCUUGGGUACGCAACUGUUUUGCAGUCUGCUAAUAAGCAGACUUACCCAGGGACGAUUAUCCUGGAAUCGCAAUAUCACGCCAAUCAAGUACUUGUUUGAUGAAUAUGGGUGCAUCGUGCGGAUUAACGGACCGCUUGUGAAUGAUAUAAUUAUGAUUCACAGGCCUGAGCACAUAGCAGAAGUUUUCAAACAGGAAAGCGAGUCACCUAUUCGUAGUGGCAUCGAUAUCCUUCAACAUUACCGCCUUAAUCAUCAUAAAUAUCGUUCCGCUGGAGCGUUUUCUCUACAAGAUUUGGAAUGGUUGGAAGUGAAAAAGAAAAUUAAUCAGCCGUUGCAUGAGACUAUUUCCGAUUAUAUUGGAAAAUUGGAUUCAGUGUGUGACGAACUUACUAAUAGAAUUCGUAAUAUACGUAACCGUCAAGAUGAGGUACCAGCAAAUUUUCAUCGAGAACUCACAGCAUGGGGUAUGGAAUGCUUCUAUAUGACGAUGUUCAACAAACACUUUGGUUUUCUUGAUUCUACCUCGAAAUCAGCCUCUGAAGCUACAAAAAUUAUUAAUGCAUUAAUCACGGCUCACACGUAUAUGAGUCGCUGCGAAACUGGAUUUCAGGUGUGGAGAUUCUUCGAAACUCCAUUCGCUAAAAAACUUUAUGCAGCUUGCGACGUUCUUGACGAAGUUAUUGGAAAAUAUAUUCGUCAAACUCAGAAUAAACUGCAGACUUCAUCACUGUCAAAGCAAGAAAAAUUUACGAAUGAAGAGAGAAAUUUACCAUUACUCGAAAAAAUGAUGAUUCAGCGUAUUCAUCCAAAUGACAUUUCUAUCCUCUUGAUGGACACGAUUAUUCUAGGCGUUCAAGCUGUCAUUAAUUGCGAAGCAUUCCUACUUUAUUUCCUAGCGAAGAAUCCUAGAGUACAGAAACGGUUGUAUAAUGAAAUAAUCUCUGUUUCAUCUAAAACGUCUAAAGAAUGUACUCAGACAAAAGAAAGUUUGGAAAAUAUGCCAUAUCUAAAAGCAUGCAUAAAAGAAAGUCUUAGGUUGCGACCAGCAUUUCCCUAUUUAACAAGAUUAUUAUCGUCGGCAAUUUCGUUACAUGGAUACACGAUACCAAAAGGAACUUUUGUCAUAAUGGCAAGUCAAAUAACGUCACAGCGUGAGGAACAUUUUGAAGAUCCUGAAAAAUAUCAACCUGAAAGAUGGUUAAAUCAGGAUGAAUAUGCGUAUAAUGAUUAUCAAGAGUAUUCGUGUCUACCUUUUGGCUAUGGUGUACGAUCCUGUCUGGGACGAAAUAUGGCUGAAAUACAAAUGAUGUUACUUACUGCAAAAUUGGUACAAGAGUUCACAAUCGAGUAUGAUUAUGCUGAGAUUCAAAGUCGAUUUCUUAUGAUAAAUGUACCAAAUAAAUCAUUACGUUUUCGAUUUGUAGAUAGAAAUUAAAAAAGAAAAAGAAAUAUGGAAUUCAGAUUAAAAGAAUCUGAAAAAACAAGAUAAUUAUUAGAUAUGAAGAUGUAUCUUUCCUAUAAUCAUAUAUAUUAUAAGAAUUAUUAUUGCAAGAUUACCUCUGUACAAAAGCUGUAUGAAGGAGGAAAAAAACUUAUGUAUUAACCGUACUAUUUUCUUAUGUCAAAAACUACAUAAUUAUUUUAUUAACAAAAUAGCUUAGAAGUUACAGUAAAAUAUGUAUUUAUGU